AAUGUCUGCAAAUAACGAAGCAAAUAAAGAUUUAGAAGCUGGAAAUGGUGAAGCUCAACCGCCAACAGGUACUUAUAACACUAAACGCAUGCAAAUGGCUCAAGCUCAAGUCAACGAAGUCAUUGAUGUGAUGAGAAACAAUGUGAACAAGGUUAUGGAACGUGAUGUUCAGCUGAACUCUUUGGAUCAUCGCGCCGAAGUUCUUCAGAACGGAGCAUCUCAAUUCCAACAGUCUUCCCGUACUCUUCGUCAGAAAUACUGGUGGCAAAAUAUUCGAAUGAUGAUCAUCAUUGGACUCAUCGCAUUCCUAGUAAUUGGAAUCUUCCUAAUCUGGAUUUUCAACUGAUCAAUUGGCAAACAUCAAAUAAACGCUACUACUGCAUAACUAACAUAACUUUGUACCAUAUUUGGCCUACUUCUACUGCUUUCUUGCUAUUUUAUUUUGAAUUAGCUUUCGAGUAAUCAUGCUCAGCGACUCGAUUGUCCAUGUUUCCGAUUCUCUGCGAGAUUUCUUAUUGCACGAUAACCCCCCGGUGUAUUGAUUGUAGGUGCGAAACCGAACGAAUAAAAUAUAAAUUAUGAAAAAUAAUGCCAUUACGAAUAAAAUGUAUUGAAGCCUC
Messenger RNA from Caenorhabditis elegans, 620 nucleotides. It is a transcript of the gene snb-2, whose product is annotated as V-SNARE coiled-coil homology domain-containing protein. Gene Ontology annotation, cellular component: membrane. Gene Ontology annotation, biological process: vesicle-mediated transport. Bases 2 to 346 code for a protein of 114 amino acids. The transcript is spliced from 3 exons. The record is from RefSeq and is marked reviewed. Lineage: Eukaryota; Metazoa; Nematoda; Chromadorea; Rhabditida; Rhabditidae.